Aspergillus aculeatus ATCC 16872 is the source of this 1383-nucleotide messenger RNA. RefSeq names its product Hsp70 family protein. NCBI's taxonomy places the organism in Eukaryota, Fungi, Ascomycota, Eurotiomycetes, Eurotiales, Aspergillaceae. The coding region runs from base 1 to 1383 and encodes 460 amino acids. The transcript has 11 exons. The record is from RefSeq and is a predicted model, not a curated record.
AUGGCGCAAGGACCUUCGAUUGUCGUUGGGGUGGAUUUCGGGACAACCUUCAGAUCAGCCGAUGAGGUCGAGGUGUUGUCCACCUGGCCUGGCACCUCGAUGAAAGUACCCUCAACUAUAUCCUAUGGAACCCGAGCCACCAGCUGGGGCUAUCAAGUUGGCCCAUUCAUGGAAGCCCUCAGCGGCCUCAAGCUCCUUCUCGACGAGGAACAGGAGACAACCUACCCACCGUCCCUCUGCUCGAAGAAAUUGCUCGCUAUUCUUGACAAGGAUGCCGUCCAUGUGACAGCGGACUACUUGAGACAACUUAUCAGAUACGCCCAGGGCGUCCUGGAGCGUCGUCUGGGGAUAGCUGCGAGUGCUAUGAGUUUUCAAUUCAUUCUCACUGUACCAGCUGUUUGGGAUCUUCCUCAGGACGUCUCGCUCGUGUCGGAGCCCGAGGCUGCUGCCCUUUACUCAUUACGCACCAUCCAACCUAGCUCAAUUGCUAAAAAUGAUGUGUUUGUUAUUUGUGAUGCCGGCAGUGGCACAGUGGAUCUUAUCUCAUACCAGAUUCAAGGUUUAGAGCCGCUUGUAGUGAGGGAAAUUGUAAAGAGAGCAGGCCGUAUCUGCGGGUCAAUGUUGUUGGAUGAAAGCUUCGAAAGGAUGCUUGAGGAAAGACUGGGACCCACAGGUUACGAUGCAUUAUCCGAUAAAGCUAAAGACACUGCAUUAAACUAUUGGCAAGAUCGAGUCAAGCCUAACUUCGCAGGGAAGUACGACGAGGACUUCGACGACGUUGACUAUUUUAUUCCAGUUCCAGGAGCGCUUGACGACCGCCUAGCAUUGGUUGAAGAUGGGUUUCUUUACCUCACCAGUGAGGAUGUAACAAGUAUUUUUGAACCCAUCGUCAAAGAGGUAGAAUCUCUUUCAAUUAUCCUUGUUCGGGGUUUUGGUGCCUCUAUGUUCCUUUUCCAUCGCUUACAAGAAGCAAACCCUAGUGUGCUUGUCAUGCAGCCACCUGACGCCGGUGCUGUACAUCGAGGACUCGACGGUAACCAGGUAGAAAGUCGCAUUGCCCGCCGCCACUACGGCGUCAGAUGUCAGAGCCCUUAUGUCGCGGGCCAACACAAUCCCAACGAUAUGGUAUGGUGCCACUUGAACGUAGAGUAUAAAGUCCAUAACUGUAUGAAUUGGUAUAUAAAGAAGACCAUGCGGCUAUGCACCGUGGAAGCAGAUCUCAGCCGGAUUCCUAGGGAGCUCUUUGUUAAGAAGUGCAAUUCCAAGGGCGUCGAGUACUAUGAGGUUCAUUACGAUUUAGUCAUGAUUCCUACAUCUGCUUCUCUGUUGUUCGAGCUGGAAUUCAACAGGGUGCGCUACGGCAGUGUUCGCUCAAAAUACUGA